ACAUCCCACUGCAAGAAAGAGCUGGUACGCUGUAAACAGCAACGGCUCCAACACUGAACUCUCUGCAGAUGAUGGAAAGUUCAGCAUGUCAGCAGAAAAUAACUUCACUCUAACAAUCAACAGUCUAACAGAGACUGAUGCAAACAUUUACUGCUGCAGAGAAACUGCUGACAAAGCAGUCAACUGUCAGCAAAGUGGAAUUCAUCUCUAUGUUGCAGAGCUGCAGGUAAAGGUGAUUCCUGCCACAGAGGGACAGACAGUAACACUGAUGUGCAGCAGCAGCAGCUGUCCUCUGACUGAAAACCCUGCAGCCUACAUCUGGUACAAGAACAGAGAGUUUCUCUAUGAGGACUGGUCUCCCUGGUACCAAGAGCUGCUCAGCAGUGAGGAAGCAGUCACAUACUCCUGUGCUGUCAAAGGCUACGAGCAUCUCAGAGCCCCUGAAGUCUCUGUGGCUUCUCUGACUCCAGCCUGUUUCAUUGUGACCUCUGCUAAAGGGAGGAUGUGUUCUUCUGAGCAGACAUCAGUGGAUGAGUCCUGCACCAUCACAUAUCCCACAGGUGUUUUGAAUGAGAUCUGCUGGAGUUUGAAUUAUGUCCACAGCAGAAUCUGCGCCCUGGAAGGAUCUUCAGUGAACAUCUCCAGUAAAUACUCACAUCCUGAGUACGAGCAGAUAAAGUCUAAAUGUUGGUACAAAGUAAAGAGAAAUGCUGAGGAGGAAGCUGAACAGCUGCAUGAGGAUGCAGAUAAUGUGGAGUAUGAUGACAGCAUGAAGAACCAACACAUCCUCACAUUAAAACACCUGAAGAAAGAUGACUCAGCAGAAUACAGGCUCACAAUCACAACAGAAACUGAAGAACUGACACAGUCUGAUGUUCCUGGAGUUAUUCUGAUUGUCACAGAGCUGAGAGUGGAGAUGAGUCCUUCUGCAGUGGUGACAGAGGGUCAGAGAGUCACACUGACCUGCAGGACCAGCUGUCCUCUGACUCACAACACAAACUACAUUUGGUACUUCAACAGUCGACCUCUGACCCCGAGAGAGAACCAAAACAAACAUCUGAUCCUAGACCCAGUCAGCAGGGAGAAUACAGGAAGCUACUCCUGUGCUGUGGAAACCAACAAAGAUAUCAGCUCUGCUCCAAAGACUCUCACUGUCCAAAGUAUCACAGGAACAUGGACACCAGCAGCUGCAGGAGGUUCUGCAGCUCUCCUGGUUUUAAUACUGCUCACUGUCUUCUGCUGGAUCAGGAAAAAGAGGACCACCAGUGAGACUCCAAGAAGAGAAAAAUCAGAGAACAAGCAGCAGAUGAAUCUUGAUCCCAUGUAUGAAAACAUCUCCGCUCAGUCAGCAGAGCAGGAUGAUCAUCACUAUAGCAGACUGCACUUCAGUGAGAGCCACACAGCUGAUCUCUACUCCACCAUCGAGCCACUGCCUGCUCACUGAAGAAAAGAUUGUUACCAUGGUGAUUUAAAGGGAUAGGCCGUGUGUGACAACA
Molecule: messenger RNA, 1496 nt
Organism: Archocentrus centrarchus (flier cichlid)
Lineage: Eukaryota; Metazoa; Chordata; Actinopteri; Cichliformes; Cichlidae
Product: sialoadhesin-like
Exons: 7
Coding region: 86-1444 (452 amino acids)
Source: RefSeq, a predicted model, not a curated record